This is a messenger RNA of Aedes aegypti (yellow fever mosquito), 501 nucleotides long. RefSeq lists its product as uncharacterized. The record is from RefSeq and is a predicted model, not a curated record. NCBI's taxonomy places the organism in Eukaryota, Metazoa, Arthropoda, Insecta, Diptera, Culicidae. The transcript is spliced from 4 exons. The coding region runs from base 15 to 377 and encodes 120 amino acids.
AGUGAAAAAAACGCAUGCAAUUCAAUACAAAUGCUGACAAUUUUCCACCGUCUUCUCUGUUUAGCCGUUUCAUUCUGUUCCUUUCCUGCCGUGGCUGUUGCCCGUUCCGGCUCCGCAUUGAGGGAAAAUUCUUCCGGCUCCGCUCUACUAACUACCGCCGUUUUAUUGUCCCAGUGCCACUGUCGCCAUUCUCGCCGCGGCUGUUGCCGUCCAAUAGGUGCAUCCAUUCCGGCUCCGCAUUGAGUGACCAGCUCCGCCCUACCAACUACCGCUCCCGAUUUUGUUGCCGUUCCGGACGUUUCGUUUUCAGCCUUGGCUGGUUCCGCCCAGUAGGUGUUCCCGUUCCGACUUCCCCCACAACUACCGAACGCAGGUGAUAUAGAAGGGAGGAUCGAGCGGCGACUGAACCAUCUCCGCGAAAAAUUUGGGGAAUCAUCGCUACAACCUCAAAUUGUCGCAGUGGGCACGAGCAACUCAACAAAAGCAACGAUGGUUAUUUUU